AUGACAAGUUCAUUAAGACUACCUAAACACAGUUGGACUAAAGAAGAAGAGGCAGGCCUAGUCGAGUGCCUCGUAGAGUUAGUCAAUGCUGGUGGAUGGAGGUUCGACAACGGGACCUUUCGUCCCGGGUACUUAAAUCAGCUGGAGAGAAUGAUGACCUUUAAGAUCCCCGAUUGUAAUAUCUAUGCUUCACCGAACGAUAGCCGAAUCAAAUUGAUGAAGAGAAUGUUCCAUGCACUUGCGGAGAUGCGUGGCCCAACGUGCAGUGGUUUUGGGUGGAAUGAUGAACAAAAAUGCAUCGUCGCAGAGAAAGAAGUCUUCAACGAUUGGAUCAAGGUGCAUUACUAG
Molecule: messenger RNA, 348 nt
Organism: Cucumis melo (muskmelon)
Lineage: Eukaryota; Viridiplantae; Streptophyta; Magnoliopsida; Cucurbitales; Cucurbitaceae
Exons: 1
Coding region: 1-348 (115 amino acids)
Source: RefSeq, a predicted model, not a curated record